UUUAGUUUUCACCAUUUUGUACGCAUAUAGGAUACACAAACAAAGGGGAAGGGGAAAAAUACCGAGAGGGUAUUUAAUUGUGUUGUGUUUGAGAGGGAUCUUUCUUCUUUAUACUGAUAUUCAGAUCUCUCUCUUUUACGAUUCUUCGCAUCAGCCAUGGGUAUCUGGGAAGCUUUUCUCAAUUGGCUUCGAAGCCUCUUCUUUAAGCAGGAAAUGGAGCUUUCAUUGAUAGGAUUGCAAAAUGCAGGAAAAACAUCUCUUGUAAAUGUUAUUGCAACUGGUGGAUACAGUGAAGACAUGAUACCAACUGUGGGAUUUAACAUGCGCAAAGUGACGAAAGGAAAUGUCACUAUAAAAUUGUGGGACCUUGGAGGUCAACCCAGAUUCCGCAGUAUGUGGGAGAGAUACUGUCGUGCUGUUUCUGCUAUAGUUUAUGUUGUUGAUGCUGCUGAUCCUGAUAACCUCAGCAUAUCAAGUAGUGAACUCCAUGACCUGCUGAGCAAGCCAUCUCUGAGUGGUAUUCCAUUGCUGGUGCUGGGAAACAAAAUUGACAAGCCUGAUUCCCUGUCCAAACAGGCUUUGACUGACCAGAUGGGAUUGAAAUCAAUAACUGAUAGAGAAGUGUGCUGCUAUAUGAUCUCGUGCAAGAAUUCCACCAAUAUUGACUCAGUCAUUGAUUGGCUUGUUAAGCACUCGAAAUCAAAGAGCUAAUGAUGACUAUAACUUUUUUUUUUUGUAGUGGUGCUGAUUUGUAUGAUAAAUUUGCGAGGCUAUUGGUUUUUUCUGCUGGUUUCUCCAGAGUUCUCUUGUACUGUAAAUUAAGUUAUUUUGUCUAUUGAGUGAGUUGUUACAUGUUUUUUUUCUUCUUUUUCUUGCCAUUUUUCGUCUCAACUCUCUCUAAUUGUGUUUGCAAUUCCUCUUAUACUUUUUACUGGUCUGCUGCACGACUUUGUGUGAAA
Solanum pennellii is the source of this 959-nucleotide messenger RNA. Its product is annotated as ADP-ribosylation factor-like protein 8a. NCBI's taxonomy places the organism in Eukaryota, Viridiplantae, Streptophyta, Magnoliopsida, Solanales, Solanaceae. Gene Ontology annotation, molecular function: GTPase activity; GTP binding. The transcript has 6 exons. The record is from RefSeq and is a predicted model, not a curated record. Bases 157 to 711 code for a protein of 184 amino acids. Gene Ontology annotation, biological process: protein transport.